Messenger RNA from Heterocephalus glaber (naked mole-rat), 2579 nucleotides. It is a transcript of the gene Tmem259, whose product is annotated as transmembrane protein 259. The record is from RefSeq and is a predicted model, not a curated record. Gene Ontology annotation, cellular component: endoplasmic reticulum. Lineage: Eukaryota; Metazoa; Chordata; Mammalia; Rodentia; Bathyergidae. Gene Ontology annotation, biological process: response to endoplasmic reticulum stress; positive regulation of ERAD pathway.
UCCCAGGGUGCCCCGCGGACCGGCGGCGCUCUGGUCGGCCGCUCUCGCUGGCGUCGUAGGGCCCGGUGGAAACGCGAGCGAAGGCGGCGGCGACCGUGGGUGGCGGCGGCCGGGAGGCGUCUCAGGCACCAGCUGGCCGGUAGGGCGACACGGGGAGGCAUGUCGGAGCACGAGACGCCCGCGGCCCCGGAACCCGGGCCCAACGGCGGCGGCGGCGGCGGCGGCGGCCCGGCCCCCGCGCGCGGCCCGCGCACCCCCAAUUUGAACCCCAACCCCCUCAUCAACGUGCGUGACCGGCUCUUCCACGCGCUCUUCUUCAAGAUGGCUGUCACCUACUCACGGCUCUUCCCGCCCGCCUUCCGCCGCCUCUUCGAGUUCUUCGUGUUGCUCAAGGCACUGUUUGUGCUGUUCGUGCUCGCCUACAUCCACAUCGUCUUCUCACGCUCCCCUGUCAACUGCCUGGAGCACGUGCGAGACAAGUGGCCACGCGAGGGCGUGCUGCGCGUGGAGGUGCGGCACAACUCCAGCCGCGCGCCCGUCUUCCUGCAGUUCUGCGACAGUGGCGCCCAAGGCAGCUUCCCUGGCCUGGCCAUGGAGCCGGGUGGCUUGGAGCUGGAGGAGGAGGAGGAGCUGACCAUGGAGAUGUUUGGGAACAGCUCAGUCAAGUUUGAGCUGGACAUAGAGCCCAAGGUGUUCAAGCCGCCCACUGGCACUGAGGCCCUGAAUGACAGCCAGGAGUUCCCCUUCCCUGAGACGCCCAACAAAGUGUGGCCGCAGGACGAGUACAUUGUGGAGUACUCGCUGGAGUAUGGCUUCCUGCGGCUGUCGCAGGCCGCGCGGCAGCGCCUCAGAAUCCCUGUCAUGGUGGUCACCCUGGACCCCACACAGGACCAGUGCUUCGGAGACCGCUUCAGCCGCCUGCUGCUGGACGAGUUCCUGGGCUAUGAUGACAUCCUCAUGUCCAGCGUGAAGGGCCUGGCAGAGAACGAGGAGAACAAGGGGUUCCUACGGAAUGUGGUCUCGGGGGAGCACUACCGCUUCGUCAGCAUGUGGAUGGCGCGCACGUCCUACCUGGCUGCCUUCAUCAUCAUGGUCAUCUUUGCCCUCAGCGUGUCCAUGCUGCUGCGCUACUCACACCACCAGAUCUUUGUCUUCAUCGUGGACCUGCUGCAGAUGCUGGAGAUGAACAUGGCCAUCGCCUUCCCUGCAGCGCCCCUGCUGACCGUCAUCCUGGCCCUCGUGGGGAUGGAGGCCAUCAUGUCUGAGUUCUUCAACGACACCACCACAGCCUUCUACAUCAUCCUGAUCGUGUGGCUGGCCGACCAGUACGACGCCAUCUGCUGCCACACGAACACCAGCAAGCGGCACUGGCUAAGGUUCUUCUACUUGUACCACUUCGCCUUCUACGCCUACCACUAUCGCUUCAAUGGGCAAUACAGCAGCCUGGCCCUGGUCACCUCCUGGCUUUUCAUCCAGCAUUCCAUGAUCUACUUCUUCCACCACUACGAGCUGCCCGCCAUCCUGCACCAGAUCCGCAUCCAGGAGAUGCUGCUGCAGACCCCGCCACUGGGCCCCAGGACCCCCACGGUGCUACCGGAUGACCUGAACAACAACUCCGGCACCCCGGCCAUCGCACCCGACCCUGCUGGCCAGCCCCUCGCCCUAGGUCCUGGUUCAGCUGGAGCCGGCGGGGUGCCUGGGCCUGGGCCCGCGGUGCCCAACACCCUAGGGGCUGUGGCUGCCUCAGUGGCUGCCGCGGCCGGGGGUGACCUGGGCUGGAUGGCUGAGACAGCCGCCAUCAUCACUGAUGCCUCCUUCCUGUCUAGCCUGGGCGCCUCGCUCUUGGAGCGGAGGCCCGCCGGACCCCUGAACCCCAGUGGGGGCCUUCCCCACACCCCUCAGGACAGUGUCCCCCAGAGCGACUCCUUGGCACCCGACACAGCCUUCCUAGUAGCCACCGGGACUGGGCCGGGCACUGCACCCAGGACCCCAGCUGACUCGCCCUCCGAGGUCUGGUCCUGAGCAUCCCAGCUGCCGGGCGUGACAUCAGAGCCCGUGGUAGGGAGGCUGUCCCUCAUGGGGCCUGGGCCAUCCCCCUCCCUGACUGCCUGCCUGUGCUUUGUGGCCAGUGGCCACCGAAUCGAUCAUGUUUGGGAGGGCUGGCCUCCCCUGGUGCGCCAGCCAGGACUGCCCUGCUGGAAAGCUGUGUGUGUGGUGGUCUUAGAGGAGUGGGAGAGGGCCACUGAAGGCUCUGGAGGGGCUCAGUGGGAGGCCUGGGGCACCGUCCUGGGGCAGGGCUCAGCAGCAGGUGACAGGCGGGGAGUGGUUGUGUCGGGCCACGGGGCUCGGCCAGCCCAGCUGCCAGGUGCUCCCCAAGCAGUGCCUUCCCGGCCGCCCAUCUCCAAGCGCUGCAGCCUGGGUUCCCUGGGUGCGGAACUGUGCCACGGGCACGGCGGGGUCCAGGUGCCAAUGUCAGCCGCCUGGCGUUUGUGAGGAUGGGAGCAGCGUUCAUUCCAUUCUAUUUAAUUGCAGUGUACAAAGUUGUGUUUGUAUACAGAAUAAACUGUCCAUGGACAGCA